Messenger RNA from Oncorhynchus masou masou (cherry salmon), 6035 nucleotides. RefSeq names its product collagen alpha-1(XVIII) chain-like. The transcript has 42 exons. The record is from RefSeq and is a predicted model, not a curated record. Gene Ontology annotation, biological process: extracellular matrix organization. Gene Ontology annotation, molecular function: protein binding; extracellular matrix structural constituent conferring tensile strength. The coding region runs from base 215 to 5764 and encodes 1849 amino acids. NCBI's taxonomy places the organism in Eukaryota, Metazoa, Chordata, Actinopteri, Salmoniformes, Salmonidae.
GCAAGGAGUGAAACAGUGAGCUGUGCUAGAGGGAGGGUCAGUGUGUGUGUGCAUGCUAACAGUGUGCCUUAUGGACAGAGGGGGCUUGAGUGACUGUUGACUAGCCGGCUAGUAGGUGGAGGAACAGUAAGAACACAGUGUGAUCCAGUGUUUGUUGUGGAAUCUACACUCUCAGACCAGGAGGUUCUGGGUGACGGUGGGUUGAAGGAGCGGGAUGUCUAAGAUGACGUUGUGGUUGGGCCUUCUCCUGGCUCUCAGCGCAGGUCGUCUGGAUGCUUGGUUCUGGAACAAGGACCCUGAUCCUACUACCCAAGCCCCAACGAAGGCUCAGCCACUGGGCAAGGCAGGAGGACAGCUCAAGAGAGGUGAGGAGAACCUGUCAGGGGUUGGGGCAGAAAUCAUCAACGUGGCUAAUGGGAUCCGUAAGUUUGUGCAGACGUGGGACGCGACCCCAGCCACUUGGACUGACAGAGGAGUGGCGAGCCCUACCACACAGACGGCUAAUAAGGAGGAGUCUGUGUCUGGGGAAGGGUCUGGGGCUAAGGAAGAAUCUGGGUCUGGGUAUAAGGAAGGUUCUGGGUCUGGAGAAGGGUCUGGGGCUAAGGAAGAAUCUGGGUCUGGGGAAGGAUCUGGGUUUAAGGAAGGAUCUGGGUCUGGGUAUAAGGAAGGAUCUGGGUCUGGAGAAGGGUCUGGGGCUAAGGAAGAAUCUGGGUCUGGGGAAGGAUCUGGGUUUAAGGAAGGAUCUGGGUCUGGGUAUAAGGAAGGAUCUGGGUCUGGAGAAGGGUCUGGGUCUAAGGAAGGAUCUGGGUCUGAGAUGGGUUCAGGAUCAGGGUCUGGUUCAGUGUCUGGUGUAGGGUCUGGGUUUGGAUCAGGGGUUGAGUCUGGUGUAGGUUCAGGGACCGGCUCGGGUUCAGGGUCACGGCUUGGAGAAAGGGAAAGCUUGGUUCUCCCCACUAACCUAACAGGGGUGGUGGAGGAUGACCUCACAGGGGUUGAGGGGGUGAAACAGGGCGAACCAAAGACCAACUUCUCUGACAUCUCUUCUCUUGACCACAAUGGAACCUGCCACCUUGUGCCCUCUGAUUGGCCAAUCUGCAUAUCAAGGGGGUCAAAGCAUUUCUCGCUGCCCAACUUCCUGAACCACACCUCUGUGGAGGAGGUUGGCGUGGCCCUGAGAGAGUGGGCGUGGCUGGCCAAGGCGGGGUGCCACCAUGGAGCCGAAUGGUUCCUCUGCCUCCUCCUCGUGCCCAGGUGCCUGCCUGGCCAAGUGCUCAACAAGGUUCCCCUGCUGCCCUGCUGCAGCUUCUGCCAAGUCCUGCAAGACAGCUGCUGGCCAGCCCUGGAUGACGGGCGACUUCCUGUAGAGUGUAAUUUGCUGCCCGACAGGGAUCAGGAGGCGGGGUUGCGGUGUCCGCCAUGCGUGUCAGUUAGUCAUCGGAAAGCAGAGAGUGGUGUGACUCUACUGCAGCUGAUCGGAGACCUGCCUCCUGAAUCCCAGGCCGGUCCGGGGGGGAAACCCGCCUACUACUUCGGAGGGCAGGACGGGCUGACUGCUGCGGGACAGCCGGCCCUGGCCCACCUCCCCAACCCCUUCUACAGAGACUUCUCCCUGGUCUUCCAAAUCCUCCCCUCCAGCCCCGGGGUCCUCUUCUCCAUCACAGACGCCUCCCAGAAGUUCAUGUACGUGGGGGUGAAGCUGAGCGCCCCGGAUCCUGACGGCAGGAAUCAGAACAUUCUGUUCUACUACACAGAGCCCGACUCUGAGGCCUCGUACCUGGCCGCUAGUUUCACCGUGCCCUCCCUGGACCUUGUCUCCUGGACCAAGUUCUCUCUGUCCGUGUUCAACGACCAGGUAACCUUCUUCAUGGGGUGCGACGCCUCUGGGAAGACGGUGAAGUUGGAGCGCUCGCCGGAUGACAUGGAGCUGGACAGCGGGGCGGGCAUCUUCGUGGGUCAGGCGGGAGGCGCGGACCCUGACAGGUUCGAGGGGGCGAUCGCUGAGCUGAACGUGGUGGGUAACCCUCGAGCAGCUGAGUUACUCUGUGAAGACGAUGAUGACUCAGACGCUGCCUCAGGGGACUUUGGCAGUGGGGAUGGGGACAGAAGAGAGACCGGCAAAACUACCACACCUCCAUCUCUCCGACCAGUGCCAGAGCCCCCUCUGACAUCAUCAGUGAGCGACAGGCUCUCAGAGACAGGUGACAGGAAUCAUCAGACCUCAGUAGAGUCCAGACCAGGAUCAGGAGGUCAACCAGGCCCUACUGGUUCUAACGGAGUGAAGGGGGAGAGAGGGGAGAAGGGCAGUCCGGGGGACAGAGGUCCCGCCGGGCCAAAGGGGGAAUCGGGGUCUUUCUCCAGCUCUGCUUCUUCAUCAGGCGGAGGAGAACGUGGAGAAAAGGGAGACAAAGGCUUGAAGGGCAGUUCUGGGUUUGGUUACCCAGGCUCCAAGGGGGACCGUGGUGUACCUGGUCCCCCUGGCCCUCCUGGCCCCGGGGGGCCAGCUGCCCAGGUUGUGAGGCUAGGGGACGGCUCUGUGGUGCAGCCAGUGGUGGGGCCAAUGGGACCGAUGGGGCCCCCAGGAGCCAAAGGACCAGCAGGACCCCAGGGACCAGAGGGAGAGGCAGGGGAUCCAGGAGAGGAUGGCAAAUUAGGACCUGCCGGAGACAGAGGGUUCCCAGGAACACAAGGAGACUCAGGGGUCAAAGGACAAAAGGGGGAUCGUGGUGAUGGUCACCCAGGACCCAGGGGUCCUCCAGGGCCACCUGGACCCCCAGGCCCAGGGAAAGCUGACCGCGCUACAUUUGUGGAUGUGGAAGGCUCAGGAGGAUUCCCAGAUUUGGAGAAAAUACAGACUCUCCGUGGUCUACCAGGCCCCCCCGGCCCUCCAGGCCCCCCCGGCCCCUCAGCCGGUGGUGUCAGCUCCCAUGGGUCAGGCUCUUUCGGGCCCCCUGGACCUCCCGGACAGGACGGGGCCCGUGGCCUCCCAGGGCCCGCUGGUCCACCUGGCAGACCUGGAACCCCAGGAUCCAGUAGCGGAGAGAAGGGAGAAGCUGGUGAUCUAGGUCUUCCAGGGCCCAGUGGAGAGAGGGGUUCUCAGGGUGACCCUGGAGUGCCUGGUCAGGCAGGGCAGGGGGGCUUGGCUGGGCUUCCUGGGCCCAUGGGACCGAUUGGGCCUCCAGGACCACCCGGACCUUCCUACCCCGUGCGUUAUGGUGACGGGGAUGGUUCCGGAGUGACAGGGGUCAAUGGUGUUGCUGGAGUGAUAGGGAUUCCAGGACCACAGGGUCCGCCCGGAAUCGCUGGCCUUCCGGGAAGAUCUGGUUUGCCUGGGCUUUCGGGAGAGAAGGGGAGCGAGGGAGCAAGAGGACGGGAUGGAACACCAGGGAUGGACGGAUUCCCAGGACAAUUGGGAGACAAAGGGGAGAGGGGAGACAGAGGAGAAAGGGGUGAGCCAGGACGUGAAGGGGGGCCCCCUGGACCUCCAGGAGCCCCUGGCCCACCGGGACAGAUCUACCAGACGUCAGGCAGCUUUGAUGGAGUUCUUGGGAAUCAAGGACAGGGAGGACCAGGUCUUCCCGGCCGGGCAGGAUUCCCAGGGCCUAUGGGACCAAAGGGAGAUACAGGAGAGCCUGGACAGCCAGGAUACGCAGCUAAGGGGGAGAAAGGAGAACCUGGUAUUGUCAUGGGGCCUGAUGGAAGACCCCUGUACCUGGGAGGGCUGGGGUCUCAACCGGGAGAGAAGGGACUCCCGGGACCUGAGGGACCUCCUGGUCCCUAUGGUCCAGCUGGUCUAAAGGGAGAUAUAGGCAUGCCAGGUAGACCGGGCCGUCCUGGGUUGAAUGGUGUCAAAGGAGAGAGGGGGGAUUCAGCGGGGGGGACUGGAGGAUAUGGAGGUCCUCCAGGACCACCUGGCCCACCCGGACCCCCCGGGCCAGCAGUACCUCUGGACAGGUUCAAUAGGGAUGAUGUCUCACGGUUAUAUCCUGACUCCAAAGGAGACAAAGGUGAUCGUGGAGUACCAGGAAUACCCGGGGUACCAGGUCUCACGUCCAACUUUGACAUCUACACCUUCAAGAGGGAGAUGAAGGGAGAGAGAGGAGACUCAGGGAUGAAGGGGGAGAAGGGCGAGCCAGCCGGAGGAUAUUAUGGUGGCGGUUACGGUGGACAGGGUGGUCAACCUGGACCUCCAGGACUUCCAGGGCCAAAGGGAGAGUCCAUCAUCGGUCCUUCAGGGCCCCAGGGCCCUCCAGGUAACCCAGGAAGAGGGUACGAAGGCAGGCAAGGGAACCCAGGCCCACCGGGGCCCCCCGGACCUUCAGGAUCAUCCUCCUCACCUGGAGCCUACAGGCCAACACAGACCAUCAGCAUCCCUGGACCUCCGGGCCCUCCUGGCCCACCUGGAACUGACGGACACUCCUCUGGGGUGAUGGUCCUGAGGUCAUAUGACACGAUGACAGCCACGGCCAGACGACAGGCAGAGGGGACGCUGGUGUAUCUGGUCGACCAAACAGACUUUUACAUCAGAGUACGAAAUGGCUUCCGGCAAAUCCAGCUUGGACCAUACAUAGCUUUACCCCCUGACCAGGGUAAUGAGGUAGCAGCUGUCGACCCUCCUCCAGUGGUCUACUACCAGCCAGACCAUCCCUCUAACACGGCCACAGAGCAACCCCCCAGACAGCUAGACACCCACCAGCCACAGCCUGAGGGACAACACCCUGUUCACCCUGACCCACAUUACUCGACUCACCCCGAUCCACGCUACCCAGCCCAGCCUGAUCCACGCUACCCAGCCCAGACGGAUCCACGCUACCCAGCCCAGACGGAUCCACGCUACCCAGCCCAGACGGAUCCACGCUACCCAGCCCAGCCGGAUCCACGCUACCCAGCCCAGACGGAUCCACGCUACCCAGCCCAGACGGAUCCACGCUACCCAGCCCAGCCGGAUCCACGCUACCCCUCACAUUCAGACCCUAGAUACCCCUCAAAUUCAGACCCUAGAUACCCCUCACACCCCGACCCACGCUACCCCUCACAUUCAGACCCUAGAUACCCCUCACACACUGAUCCACGGUACCCCAGUUAUACAGACCACCAGCACAACCCUGACCCUAUCCAGCCCCAGCCAGCCCCUGUCCCACAGAACCCGGUUUACUCAGACACCCGCUACCCUGUAACCCCACAACGCAGACCCAGACCUCCUGAGACCCCCAGCCACCAACACACGUCAGGCCCAAGCAUUCACCUGGUCGCCCUGAACGCCCCCCAGGGGGGUAACAUGCGGGGUAUCAGAGGGGCAGACUUCCUGUGUUUCAACCAGGCUCGGGCCAUCGGGCUGAAGGGAACCUUCCGGGCUUUCCUCUCCUCCAAGCUCCAGGACCUUUACAGCAUCGUCCGCAAGUCAGACAGAGACCGCAUGCCCAUCGUCAACCUAAAGGAUGAGGUCCUGUUUGACAGUUGGGAGGCCAUCUUCAGUGACUCAGAGGGCAGAGUGAAGGACAAUGUACCCAUCUACUCCUUUGAUGGCAAAGACAUUUUCACAGACGGCACAUGGCCAGACAAGAUGAUAUGGCACGGUUCGACCAGCAGGGGGCACGGCCAGGUGGAUAACUACUGUGAGACGUGGCGUAUAGGGGAGCGUGCGCUGACGGGCAUGGCCUCCUCUCUACAAGAGGGCCAGCUCCUCCAACAGAGAACCAGCAGCUGUCACAGCUCCUACGCCGUGCUCUGCAUCGAGAACAGCUACAUCGGACAGUUCAAGAGAUAGGACUGACCGACCAAACGCGCGCACACACACACUACAGCCAGAUCAAGAGAUAAGCCCAAUGAAAAACACACACAAACACACCAGCCAAUCCAGGAGGCCUAACAAAACGUAAGUACCAGUGGAGGCUGGUGACUUAAAAAACAAGGAGGAUGGUAGACCCAGGCUAUAGGCGCGGAACGCACGGAGACAACAAAGUGUGUUUUAAAAAAUCGUCAAAUACUAAUUAUUUUAACCUAAAGCAUUUAAUAAAGACAUUUAUAGUACACUAUUA